AUGCCCAAAAGAGAGCUCAGAGUAGCUUCAAACCAGAUCCUCUCUCUCUUUCAAGAUAAUUAUCCUGAAAUGGUUGCUCGUAAUAUUUUCAUCAAUGUUCCAUGGUACUUCAACAUGCUAUACUCUGUUUUCAGUCCCUUUUUAACUCAAAGAACUAAGAGCAAGUUCGUGAUUUCUAAGGAAGGAAAUGUAGCCAAGACACUUUACAAGUUCAUUAGGCCUGAAGAUGCUCCUGUUCAGUACGGUGGACUGAGUCGACCCAGCGAUUUUCAAAAUGGUCCUCCAAAACCAGCUUCUGAGUUCACUGUCAAAGGAGGAGAAAAAGUGAACAUUCAGAUUGAAGGCAUUGAGGUUCAUCACUGUCAAAGUGGAUUGCAUUUAAUUAAGGUUAUUGUGGGUUGCAUGGGCUGUCAUUUGAGGUUUCAGUAUGUUGAAUUAGACUGCAUUUGA
Messenger RNA from Humulus lupulus (European hop), 450 nucleotides. Its product is annotated as patellin-6-like. The record is from RefSeq and is a predicted model, not a curated record. The transcript is spliced from 4 exons. Lineage: Eukaryota; Viridiplantae; Streptophyta; Magnoliopsida; Rosales; Cannabaceae. Gene Ontology annotation, molecular function: lipid binding. Bases 1 to 450 code for a protein of 149 amino acids.